Colletotrichum siamense is the source of this 3030-nucleotide messenger RNA. RefSeq names its product L-arabinose-responsive transcription regulator ARA1 (gene ARA1-3). Gene Ontology annotation, molecular function: DNA-binding transcription factor activity, RNA polymerase II-specific; zinc ion binding. Gene Ontology annotation, biological process: regulation of DNA-templated transcription. Lineage: Eukaryota; Fungi; Ascomycota; Sordariomycetes; Glomerellales; Glomerellaceae. The record is from RefSeq and is a predicted model, not a curated record. The transcript has 5 exons. Bases 1 to 3030 code for a protein of 1009 amino acids.
AUGAAUGGUUCCAGUACGAGAGGACUCAGCGUCAUCCCGGGCUCUUUUCAUGGCCCUCUUGUCUUUUCGGAUGUGCCUCUGAGCUUCAUGAUGGGUGUGGACCCAAAAACCGGCGUUGUCGUCGACGCUCAUCAUCUACUGCUUGGCACGUCAGUGAAGGGUAAGGUCCUGGCCAUCCCCUGCGGUCGGGGCUCCUGUUCCGGCAGUGGGGCACUCCUUGAGCUCAUUCUCACCGGCAAUGCACCAUCAGCUUUGAUAUUUCAGGAGCCUGAGAUGAUUCUUACUCUAGGUGUCAUGGUCGCUGAGGCCAUGUUCGAUCGCCGCAUACCCGUUAUCUUCUUGCAAGGUAACGAGGACUUCGAGAAGUUGCGUGGGGCAUCAGAGGUAGACAUCAGCGACAAGCAGUUGUUAAUCAUGCCAAACCAGGUGGCUCUACCCCUUGAGCCCCGGAGCACUAGAGGUAUCAGCCUAAGUACGUCCGAUGAGAAGGUUCUUUCCGGUCAGGGAGGAGAGGCAAGCCGCAUUGCGAUGGAAAUCAUCGUCGCCUUUGCCGCUUUGCAAGAAGCGAAAUGUCUCGUGGACGUAUCACAAGUUCACAUUGAUGCGUGUGCCUACAACGGAAAGAGCAGUCUUCAUGUACCGGAGCACCUUUUAUCACUCGGUGGACAGUUUGUGGUGCCUUCAACUUGCAACUCACUCAACGUCGACCGCCUUCGAUGGAAGGAGCUUGGCACCGAUUCAGAAGCAGUCAUCAUAGGAGAUAAGAUCGGCGAGGCUUAUCUCAAGCUCGGAGCCAAGCUCAGCUUCACCUGUGCCCCCUACCUCCUCGAUAGCAAGCCCAAGGCCGGAGAGCAAGUCGGCUGGUCCGAGUCAAAUGCUGUCGUCUUUGUGAACAGCGUCCUCGGAGCACACACGCAGAAAUACCCGGAUUACCUCGACGUCUUCAUCGCCUUGACCGGCAGGGCACCAUAUGCAGGUUGUCAUACUCCGGAGGGAAGGAAGCCAAAGAUCAUCAUCGAAGUGCCUCAACUUUCCGGGCAUGACCAGUCACUAUUCCCGCUUCUUGGCUACCACAUCGGCGACAUCGUUGGCGGAAAGAUACCCUUCAUCGUCGGCAUGGAAAAGACGAACCCCACAAUGUCCGACCUGAAAGCCUUCGGCGCUGGAUUUGCGACAACUUCCUCAGCGCCGAUGUUCCACAUGAGAGCGAUUACCCCGGAAGCAGCUUCCUUCGACGGACAAACUGAGUCCCUGGGUCGGGUAGUCGUUGACGUCAACGGCCUCCGAAAGGCCUGGAAGCAACUCAAUACCGCCUCCGAUCCAUCUUUGGACAUGGUAUCUUUGGGAAACCCCCAUUUCUCCGUAGAGGAGUUUGCACAGCUCGCCGAUCUCUGCAGGAACAAGACGAAGUCGCCUAGCGUUGCCGUCAUCAUCACAACGAGUCGCGACAUCUAUCAAAAAGCACUGAAGCUGGGCCACCUCGAUGUGCUGGAAGCGUUUGGCGCCCAGUUCAUCACGGAUACAUGUUGCAUCUCAUGCAGAGAAGCGCGGAAGAAAUGUUGCGAGCGCAAGCCCGAGUGCACGCGCUGCUCCCUCAAGGGAUUGACUUGCACGUAUGAAGUUAUUGAGCCGAAAUGGUCGAAGACCACCAAAAGGACGUCACCAUCAUCCAAGAAGGCUCGAAACAUCUUUGCGGGAAGAGAACUCAAGCCGGAGGAGGGGUUCAUCCACACUUUCGCAGUCACAAAACCAACUCCCAGCCGUCCACCUGAAGAGACCAUUGACCUCACGGUCUCUCCGCAGCUGGACGUAAACUCCUGCAACAUGGACUUAGACGAGUCAAUGGAGUUGUUCGACACUUUUGGAAACAGCAGCGAGUCAGAGGUUUGCUCAAUCCUCACCAACAGCAUCUUCGACGAUUCAGUAUCAGCCCGAUCUGGCUCAGUAGACCCCAUGUCACUGUCACUUGAGCUACCUUUCCCAAUAUUCUCCGACCUGACAACAGACUUACAAAGUCGAAAGCUCUUGCAUCACUUCUGCAGCACCCUGUCACGGCUCAUCGUCUUUGUCGAACAACCGCACAACUCUUUUCAGGACCUCAUCCUACCCCUUGCCUACGACAACUCACCUGUCUUCUAUGCGAUCUGUGCUUUUGCCUGUGGUCACUUGGAGCAUAGUGGCGUCUAUGAGUCUAGACACUCGUCAGAGUAUAGAGCUUUGGCGGCCAAAGGUGCUUUCGAGCUGGUGCAGUGGAAGUGCCAGCAUGAAGAGGUUCUCGCAACUGUUAUGCUGUUGGCGUAUUAUGAGGCACUCACGUCGUCUAAUGCCCCUGACAUGUUCGUCGGACACUUGAAAGCAGCGUUUCUGGUCAUCAGCUCCAUCCCCGAGUCCGAACGAAGUACUUCAGUCUGUUUUCUGGAGAAGGCCUUUCACUACUACGACGUCAUCUCGUCCUUAUCACUUGGGAUGAGUCCCGUUUCAGCGGUGUCGGUGUCAGACUACACAUACCCGUUAGCAGUCAUGACCUCCUCGAAGCCCAACGACAUCACCCACGCGGAUCCUUUCAUGGGGCUAGUGGGCGACCUAUGGCCAGUGUUGUACCGUCUCAGCAUCGCAAUGUCGCUGAAGGGGGAUCUUGAAGCUGCCGUCGCAGCCAAUCAAGGGACCAAAGCAGCCGUUCUCAGAGUCGAAUACGAGUCGAUAACAAAAUCGACAGAAAAGGCCCUUCAAAGCUGGCAACCAUCCGUCGACCCGAGCAACAUCUUGAUGUCUCUGGAGGAAGAUGGGAACGCUCAGCAUCAGCAUCUCGAGGCCAUGGUUCAUAAUGCUCAGGCCUAUCGCCAUAGCGCACUGGUUUAUCUACAUCGAACUGUCUAUGGCUACCCGAUGAGUCAUCCCGAAGUUCAAAAGAACGCUCAUUUGUCUCUGGAGAGCUGCAUGGCGGUCAUCGCCUCUGGGGGACCCGCAAACGCGCUCUUGUGGCCUUUAUACGUGGCUGCAUGCGAGGCCGUGACGGAUCAUGAUCAGUGA